This is a messenger RNA of Dinoponera quadriceps, 4261 nucleotides long. RefSeq names its product WASH complex subunit 7 (gene SWIP). Gene Ontology annotation, biological process: endosome organization; endosomal transport. The transcript has 3 exons. Gene Ontology annotation, cellular component: WASH complex; endosome. NCBI's taxonomy places the organism in Eukaryota, Metazoa, Arthropoda, Insecta, Hymenoptera, Formicidae. The record is from RefSeq and is a predicted model, not a curated record. The coding region runs from base 185 to 3442 and encodes 1085 amino acids.
UCAACGUGUGUAACUUGAGGUAGUUUUAAUCGUUUCGAUAGGGAGGGAAUAUCAGUGAUGAUGCAGAUGACGUGCGAAAUUAGAAUAAUGCGCAGCGAUCAGAUAAUAAGAAGAUACUAAUAUAUUGUUCGAAUUCGGUUAUAAAAUAAGUACAAUACAUGUGUAAGGGCUUUGCUGACCAAAGAUGAUAGAGCCACCAGGAUGGAAUUCCAAGAAGGACGAGAGCAUCUACAAAGCCGCGGGUGCGAUGCACCUGCGGAAGUACGGGGAGUUCUUCGAGAACUUGGUGGAGAAGUCCUGGGGAAACGACUCUGCCUUGGAGUAUGUCGUGGAGGGUCCCGUGCGGCUAGUGUACAAAACUACCGAGGACAUCAGCAUCAUCUCCCUGGUGGAGAUGGAGAACAAAGUCUUGUCCAAGUUGCUGGCGGCGGUGGCAGGUACAUGCAGGGAAAUCAGGUUGCUGAAGGUGGAAGCUGCUGGAUUCUACGCGAAGCUCUUUGCGCACGGGGAGAGGUGUAUGGACGACGACCUCAUCGACGUGACCAAGCUGCUGUCUGAUCUUCAGGAUCUGUCUAUCUUUGCCAACCGAAUGUCAACUGUCGUGUACCUGACUACUCAGCAGUUGGCGAGUCUGUCGGGCGGUGUUCACGAUAUCUAUCUGCCAGCCUUGAUAGAAGCCUUCGUGGACCUGUUUGUGAUCCUCACGACCCUCGACGAGAUCGUCGAUGCGCAGCCGGCGAUAGUGGAGCAAUGGAAGAAGUACAGGAUGCACGUGCGCUCUAUGAUGCACAAUCCGUCGCAGUUCGGGGUCGCCGAGACGAAGCUGGAGACUUUCGAUCAUCUCUUGAGGGACCUGCAGGAGAAGCUGCUGCGACGGAAUAUGUUUCUGAGAGCUAUCGAGCACGUGAUGGACGUGACCAAGGGUCCGUUGAUGAACGAGCAGAUCGUCAGCUACCUGAAGAACACGAUGACGGACGUGGAGAGUAAGUCGAGCGAUCACGCCGCGUUGAACAAGAACUGGAUAAGAGUCAACGUCGGCAUCGUGGUUGCGAUCAAGCUGCUCGGCUCCUGCGACAAGAAGCUGAUCAAGAGGGUGUUGGAAGCGAACAAGAGGUUCUACGCGGUCACGUUGAUAGGGAACGUCGUGUGGGUGCCGAGCAAGUUCCUCAGCGACAUCGUGCCGAAGGAGACCGGUAACGCGGUGAGUCCGCAGGUGGGCGAGAAGAUCCUGCAGGCGCGAAUCCAGAGAUUACCGCACACCGUGAACAAUCUGAUACACAGAGCGACCGCUUGGUGCGUGGAGAUGCUGAGCAUCCUGACGAGGAUCAAUCUCCAGGUUUCGGACAUAGGCCAGAAGCGCACUUUGCUCACCGACCUGUUGGCUCUAUUGUCCCAGAUGAAGGAGACCAUCUCGUUCGUGACGAAUCUACACGCCUCGCUGUCGAAGCCGAUGAACCGCGGCACGGUGCAGCUGAUUUGCAGGCUGGUGGAGCUGCAGAAGUCCCUGGAGACGAUGUUCCAUGCGCUCGGGCCGGUCGUGGUGCAGUCGCAGGCCCAGGUGCUGCAAUAUAUGGCUUAUUACGUGCUGGCUCUGCUGGAGACCGCGCGUAAAGGCCUCGUGCAAAAGGACAAGGGCUACAGCAGGGAACGGCUGGACGCUUUGUCCUUGAUAGGACUGAGCAUGCGGCUGAUGGGCGGCCCGGCGAGCGCAGACCGCCGGCUGAUAGUGCGCUGCGCCCUCGCCUGCGCCAACCAGCUGACCGACACGUUUCGCGAGGAGGACGUGGUGAAGCUGAGGUACCUGUUGGACAGCUACGACUCCGUGGCCGAGUUGUACGAGUCCGUCGACGACCUCUGCGACUACUCGUUGCUGCUGCAUCAUCAGAACAUGCUGCCGGCGUACUUCACCUCGAUCGUCGACGGCAACUCCAGCGUUUACCAUCUCUCCCACCUGUUCGCCGCCUUUAACAGCGCCGUGGGCGAGCAGGAGUCGGGCGAGCUGAGGGACAAGCGCAUCGUGGAGCUCAGGGAGACCCUGGUGAAGAGCGUGCUGAAGCCCGCCUGCCACGAGAUCGAGACCAGUCUGCGGCUGCACGUGCACGCGCAUCUCAAACUCGACUCCACGAAUCCCUUCAACGUCGGCGCUAAAGACGGCUGCAGGGUGGUGCGGGCGCCCCCGUUGCCCCUGGCCGAGAAUAUGGUCUGCGCCAAGAGGUUCGUCGAGCACUACCUGGACGAUAUGUUCUACAAUCUAACGACCGUGGCCCUGCACGAUUGGAGGACCUACCGAACGAUGCACGCCUUGGCCAGCUAUAAGAUGGGCCUGGAUACCGUGCAGGAUCAUUUGCCGACCCAGACUCUGGAGCAGGGCCUCGACGCUCUCGAGAUCAUGCGCAACAUUCACGUGUUCGUUUCCAGGUACCUGUACAACCUGAACACGCAGACGUUCGUGGAGCACAGCAGCGGCAACAAGCACCUGAACACCAUCGGCAUCAGGCACAUCGCCAACUCGAUCCGCACCCACGGCACCGGCAUUAUGAGCACCACGGUGAACUUCGUCUACCAGUUCCUGCGCGUCAAGCUGCACACCUUCUCGCAGUUCCUCUUCGACGAGCACAUCAAGUCGCGGCUGAUGCGUGACAUCAGGUUCGUGCGGACGCAACGGGAGGCCGGUGGCGCUCCUUACACGUACGAGCGGGCGGAGAAGUUCCAGAAAGGUAUCCGGAAGCUGGGCAUGACCGCCGACGGGCUGAGCUACCUGGACCAGUUUCGGCAGCUGAUCACGCAGAUCGGCAACGCGCUGGGCUACGUGCGGCUGAUCCGUUCGGGCGGCCUCCACGCCAGCUCGAACGCGGUGUCCUUCCUGCCGGAUAUCGAGCGAACGGUGCCGUUCGAAUCGUUGUGCCGCGGGCUGAAUUACAGCGCGAGCACGCAGGCCGCAGCCGGUCGACUCGAGGCCGAUAUCGCCGACCUGGUGCGCAACUUCACCGAGGGCAUCCAGUACUUCAAGCUGCUGGUGGACGUGUUCGCGUCGGCAUUCCGCGACACCAAGUCCUACCACCUGCAGCAGUUCUACGCGAUCGUGCCGCCGUUGACGCUCAGUUUCGCCGACAAUUCCGUCUCCAACAAGGAGAAGAUGUUCAAGAAGAAUCAGCAGGGCGCUGCCUUCACCGACGACGGUUUCGCCAUGGGCAUCGCCUACAUCAACGCCCUGCUGGACCAAAGCGCCGAGCUGGACGGGCUGCACUGGUUCAAGACGGUGGAGCAGCAUAUCAGCCAGGAGAGACACGCCGCCGAGAGCAAGGACGACCACGGCGACGAGAAGCUCCAGCAAACCAGAGCGCUCACGUUGAAACGUCUGGCCGAGAGGAACGCCGAGUUCCAGCUGUUGUACUACAGCCUCUCCGGCGCCAGGGUGUUCUUCAAGCAGCCCGACACGUAGCGCGAGACGCUUGCUCGGCUUUGAUCACGCGAUUAAGAGCACCUCGCGCUCCACCUGUUUCCUUACCGAUCAGUGGCGGAUUUUUACAAGGUGCCUCGUUCUAAUACAAGUUGUUGUUUCCAUUAAAAUGGGAUAUCCUGUACAGGAGCUAACGAUGCUGAAUCAUCAGGGCCCUCGUCGGAAAGAGGCCACAUUCCAGUUAUCCCUUCUCAUUUACUUCUUAAUUACUUUUCACAAGCUUGAUGAGCUUUUUAGCGACUCGUAAGUUACAGGCUCCCGAAAUAGUAUCCGCAUCAGGCCUCGAAGAGUCACCCGUCCGCCACUGUUGCUGGCCACUCAGAUCGACUUCGAGCGAUUCAGAGGGAGUUGGGCAGCCAUGAAGGCUCAGACGAAUAUAUGUACGAUAGCAUUUCGGGUCUUAAGUUGAAAAAGCGAGACGAAAAUAUCGGACUAGAAUAUGGGAGAUGAAGGAUCGCGAGUUGGAACUUCAGCCGGAGGAGGUAACGAACCGGGAUUGAGAUUAGCUUUAGAAGUUGAUUUUGCUGAAUUCGCAUCUCUAAUCUUUAAUUUCUAUUCCGCAAUCUCUAUUCCCAAUGCUCGGUUUGAUGACACGGGCCUAAUACGCGGAGUUCCAAAUCAAUGCGACUCGAGAUCCGGCUUCUCUUCCAUUUAUUCUCGUACAUAACGUGUCCGUUGUAGCACAUACUGUUGUGUCUGUAAAUGACUUAGACUAUGGUUAUUUUUAUAAAUAAUUUUCUACAUUCACAAUAUAUCGUUACAAUAUCAGAUUCCUGUUCAAUAAAUAAUGGCUAGACUGAG